Messenger RNA from Harpegnathos saltator (Jerdon's jumping ant), 1846 nucleotides. Its product is annotated as cytochrome P450 CYP12A2. The coding region runs from base 1 to 1773 and encodes 590 amino acids. The transcript is spliced from 11 exons. Lineage: Eukaryota; Metazoa; Arthropoda; Insecta; Hymenoptera; Formicidae. The record is from RefSeq and is a predicted model, not a curated record. Gene Ontology annotation, molecular function: oxidoreductase activity, acting on paired donors, with incorporation or reduction of molecular oxygen; heme binding; iron ion binding.
AUGACGAAUCUGGUGGAUCCUUUGACAUCCGGCGAGGAAAGAAAAUGCUCGUCGCUCAAUUCAAGCAACAUAACUCACGCGAUACAAUUUCUCUUGCUGCCAGCUACUUCGGUAGCGCAACCAUGUGCGGUUCCGGCAGUAAACGCGACUGCGACAUCCUCGACGGCGAUGCCACUACUGGAAACGUGUUCUGAGAUAGCUGCUGAGCACUUUGACAUCUCUGUCACCAAAGUUGUACCACAUGCCCGUGCGGAUAGGUCACCAUUGCCGUUUGAGGAAAUCCCUGGGCCAGCGAUAUUGAAACUGUGGGAGAAAUACUGGCGAUAUGUGCCGCUGCUGGGUACGCAACUGUUUUGCAGACUGCUAAUCAACAAGCUUACCCAGGGACGAUUAUUCUGGAAUCGUAAUGUCACGCCGAUCAAAUACUUAUUCGACGAGUACGGAUGCGUCGUGCGAAUUAACGGGCCGCUUGUCAAUGACAUCGUGAUGAUUCACAGACCUGAGCAUAUAGCGCAGGUUCUCGAGCAGGAAAGCGAGUCGCCUGUCCGUAGCGGCAUCGACAUUCUUCAACAUUACCAUCUUAAUCAUCGCAAAUAUCGUUCCGCCGGAGCGUUUUCGCUGCAAGGUUCCGAGUGGCUGGAAGUAAAAGAGAAGAUCGAUCAGCCGUUCAAUGAUACCGUCUGGGAUUAUGUUGAGAAAUUGGACGCGGUGUGCGGGGAAUUUAUUAACAGGAUUCGUGAAAUAUGCAAUCGACAGGAUGAGGUGCCGGCGACUUUUCAUCGGGAUCUCACCGCCUGGGGUAUGGAGUGCUUCUAUGUGACGAUGUUCAACAAGCAUCUUGGCUUCCUUGAUUCCACCUCGAGAUCGGUGGAUGAAACUACGAAGGUCAUUAAUGCACUGAUCACCGCCCACACAUAUAUGAGUCGCUGUGAAACUGGAUUUCAGGUGUGGAGAUUUUUCGAGACUCCGUUCGUCAGAAGGCUUUUCGUGGCGUGUGAUACCCUCAACGAAAUCAUCGGAAAGUAUAUUCGUCGGGCGCAAAACAGAUUACAAGCUGUAACGGUGCCCGAGCAGAAGAAACCCGCGGAAGAGGAGAAAGGUUUACCGCUCCUUGAGAGGAUGCUGACCCGGCGUGUUCACGCGGACGACAUUUCCACUCUCUUGAUGGACAUGAUGAUUUUAGGCGUCCAGGCUGUCGUCAAUUGCGAGGCUUUCCUGAUUUACUUUCUGACGAAGAAUCCCAGAGCGCAGAAGCAGUUGUACGAUGAGAUAAUCUCCGUUUCACCUAAGAUAAGCUCUACCUUGACGAAGGAAAACCUGAAGAACAUGCCGUAUCUAAGAGCGUGCAUGAAGGAAAGUCUUAGGUUGCGACCUGCAUUCCCCUACUUGACGAGAUUACUGUCGUCGCCGAUUACGUUACACGGAUACACUAUACCGAAGGGGACUUUCGUUAUAAUGGCGAAUCAGAUAACGUCGCAGCGCGAGCAACUUUUCGAAGAUUCCGAGAAGUAUCGGCCAGAGAGGUGGUUGAAUCAGGACGAGCAUGCGUACAAUUUCUAUCAGGCGUAUUCGUGUCUACCUUUCGGAUACGGCGCGCGAUCCUGCCUGGGUAGAAACAUGGCUGAGACGCAAAUGAUGUUGCUUAUAACGAGGCUGGUGAGAGAAUUCACGAUCGAAUACGACUACACGGACAUUCAAAGUCGAUUUCUCAUGGUGAAUGUACCGAAUCGGCCGUUGCGCUUUCGAUUCGUGGACAGGAAGAUGAGAAAGUAAAAAGCGUAAAAAUUAUACUGAAACUCUGCGGAUGUAGUGUCAAAUAAGAGAGCGAAGUAAUUAAUAGAUACAA